Messenger RNA from Mustela erminea (ermine), 2344 nucleotides. It is a transcript of the gene MYPOP, whose product is annotated as Myb related transcription factor, partner of profilin. NCBI's taxonomy places the organism in Eukaryota, Metazoa, Chordata, Mammalia, Carnivora, Mustelidae. Bases 598 to 1737 code for a protein of 379 amino acids. Gene Ontology annotation, biological process: regulation of transcription by RNA polymerase II. The transcript is spliced from 4 exons. The record is from RefSeq and is a predicted model, not a curated record. Gene Ontology annotation, molecular function: RNA polymerase II cis-regulatory region sequence-specific DNA binding; DNA-binding transcription factor activity, RNA polymerase II-specific. Gene Ontology annotation, cellular component: nucleus.
CCCGCCCCAACGGGUAAUAGCUGGUUGGCGGAUCCAGAGCAGCUCCGCGCUGGGGCAGGAAAAGGCACCCAAGCAGGGUAAGAGCGCUGGGUUAAGGCAAGAAGACUGAGAGAAAGGCGAGGACGGCGCGCGUUCUCAGCGAUCUCUCCAUCAUUUCUCCCACCACCUCCGAGGAUUGCUACGCCUGCGCGGGGACAGAGCCCCGGGUACCAAAGGUAGCGGGAGAGCCAGGGGCGCGCAUGCGUGCACAGAGUUUUCCGCGUACGCUGCUGAGGCAUCGAGAAGCUCCGCGACCUAACGCCUGCGCAUCUAAGCCCCGCUCGAGGAGGCCGGUGGAAGGCAAUUCUGCGCUUGCGCCGUGGGAGGGGCGUGAAACUCUAGCGGUAAGGGCGUUGGGGGCUGACUGGCGCUAGGUGCGCCUGCGCCGUGGCUCUCGGGCGGCCGGGGGCGGGGCCCAGAGGGGGAAGAGAGAGGAGGGGGGAGGAAAGAGGCCGCAGAAGCCCGAGCCUUGACCGACGGGCAGGCGGGGGCUGCGGCGGCGCCGCGCCGGCGCCCCCCCAUGCGCCAAGCGGCCGGACGGCGGCGUCGGGGGGCGCCAUGGCCUCGGUGGCGGCGGGCGAAGCGGAAGAGACCACCCGGCUGCGCAAGCCACGCUUCUCGUUCGAGGAGAACCAGAUCUUGAUCCGCGAGGUGCGCGCCCACUACCCGCAGCUCUACGGCGCGCAAAGCCGUCGGGUGAGCGUAGCUGAGCGGCGGCGUGUGUGGGACGGCAUCGCCGCCAAGAUCAACGGCAUCACCAGCUGGAAGCGCACCGGCCAGGAGGUCCAAAAGCGCUGGAAUGACUUCAAGCGCCGCACCAAGGAGAAGCUGGCCCGAGUGCCGCACUCCACGCAGGGCGCCGGGCCUGCCGCCGAGGACGCCUUCUCCGCGGAGGAGGAGACCAUUUUUGCCAUCCUGGGGCCGGGCGUGGCGGGGCCAGGAGCUGGUGCAGGGGCCGAGCAGACCUCCGGGGCCGCUUCCUCACAGCCGCCAGCCCCAAGUGCCGGCGCCCAGCGCUACGUGUUGUCUGAGGACCGCAGGGAGGACCGACGAGCAGAUACACCAGCCCACAGCAAGGGGGGCUCCAACAGCCCCGAGCAGUGGGCCCGGCCCUCCUGCAGUCCCCAGGAAGGGGGCUGCCCGCCACCCAAGGAGCGUGAGUCCCCGCCCCUUCCAGCCCUGCAGACGGUCCAGCUGCCCCGUUUGGCCUUGUCUCCACCGCCCUCAGCCCCUCCUCCACUGCCACCACCCACGCCCUCAGCCCCAGACCCCUCCCUGGACUUCCUGCGGGCUCAGCAGGAGACUGCCAACGCCAUCCGGGAGCUGGCUGGCACCCUUCAGCAGGGACUGGCCAAACUGAGUGAGGCCCUCAGUGCCCUACUGCCCCUUCUGCCGGGAACCGCAGUGGACAGGCUGCCUCCGCCCCUGCCCCCGCCCCCGCCCCCACCCCCACCUCCCAGGCCCCUCCUGCCGCCUCCUACCCCCAAAGCCGAGAUCACCCCGGAGCCGGUGUCUGUGGUAGCUGCCGUGGUGGACGGAGCGGUGGUCGCAGCCAGGGGGGUGAUCAUCGCCCCUAGGAGCGAGGAGGGGACCCCCCGGCCACCCCCAGCCCCGCUUCCUCCCCACGACUCACCCCCACACAAGAGGAGAAAAGGUUUCCCUACACGGAAGAGGCGGGGGCGAUGGAAAUCUCCGUGAAAUCUGCCCUUGGGUUUGAGCUCCUCUCUGCUCCUCCUGCCUGCACCUCCUCCCCCCAGCUUAGCCCAGUGGAGGAGGGCGAUGCACCUUCCCCAUCUCAGCUGCCCCCCGGGCUCCCCUGCUGCAGGGGCACGAGCACCCCACUCCCUCUACUAGUUAGUGCCUGAUUCUCAGGGGACCUCACUGAUGGGUGCCCCGGCCCUUUCUCCAGUACAGCGCUGUCUGCCUGGCUGCUUCCCCAAACCCUAACUUGUAAGCCAUCGAUUUUACCUUAUUAUUGCCCUUCGUGGGUUGCGGAGGGAAUCCCUCGGGUCUGCACAUACCCCCUUCCCCAACAACUCCUGGUCUUGACUUGAAGAGAAUUGACCCGAAGGGGCCUCCUCGCUUCUCCGAUCCAGACUUUGGAGGGGCUGGGAGUCUAGAGACAAAUCAGAAUAUGGAUGACAAAGGAUACAGCAGUCUGUACCCUAGGGAGAGGGGGGUGGAGUUCUCACUGGGGAGGUACAGGUUGGGCCCUUUGCCUCCCAAUGCUCUCUCUGACCUCCAGAGCUCAACCCCCUCCUUUCUGAGUGGUGACAAGAUGUGAAUAAACUUAUUUUUAAUACAA